AUGGAGCCCACAGCUCACAGCCAGCAGCAGGCAGCUACCCCUUCCAGCACGGAGACAACAGAAGACAUUGCCUCCUGUUUAAAUGCUGCUGUGAGGAACAAAAACCAAGAACGUGUGCUGGAGCUGCUGGAGAAAGGGGCGGAUGUGAACUCCAAAGUAGCGUUUGGCUGGACACCAUUGCAGAGUGCUGUGCAAGAUAACAACGAGGACCUGGUCCGGCUUCUGCUGGACAAGGGUGCUUGUCCACAUGCCAGGAAGGACAAUGGUGGCACUGCAUUUACUGAGGCAGCGAUAGUGGGAAACGUGAAUAUACUGGAGCUCCUCCUUGAUCGUGGGUUAAAUAUUAAUGACUGUGACGACAACGGCUUCACGGCUUUCAUGGAGGCUGCGUGGUAUGGGAACGAGAAAGCCUUGGAAUUCCUGUAUAGCAAAGGAGCAGAUGUGAAUUUGAGGAGGGUAGUUAACGAGGAGAAAGCGAAACUGCAUAAAGGAGGUGCGACAGCACUGAUAGAUGCUUGUAGGAGGAGUCACUUCUCGGUUGUAAAAACUCUUGUCCAAGAGAUGGGGGCUGACAUGAACAUUUGUGACAACAAAGAUAGGAAUGCCUUGAUCUACGCCCUCCAGGAGGGCUAUGCCAAGGAGAGAUACGAGUCGGCUGUCUCCAUAGGCCUUUUCCUGCUGGACCAGGGUAUUGAUGUGAACAGCAAAGACGAAUGUGGGAAAAGUGCCCUCAUCCUAGCUGUUGAAAUGCAGAGCCUGGAGUUGGUGGAAGCUUUAUUGGAGAAGGGUGAAAUAGAUAUUGAUGAUGCAGAUGAGGAGGGCAAGACAGCACUGAUGGUGGCUGUAGAGAAAAAUAAUUACAAGAUAGCAGAGUUGUUGUGUAGAAAAGGAGCAAGGACUGAUGUUGGGAACCUUAUUGCUGUUGCAAAUAGGAACCGUGCUCACAAGGUGGCAGAGCUUCUUCGCCAGCAUAAUGCCAGGUUUGUUCCAGAAACCCUUGAAGACUGGGAGCCAAACAGCAGACGCUGGAGGGACCAGCUGAAAAAUCUUUAUAAAAUAUAUCGCCCUAUGAUUCACAAACUGAAGACGUUUCAAUACAUCCAGCAAAGAAUUCAGAACACUUCCCAGGGUGGCAUCUACCUGGGGCUCCACGGUGAGACAGAGGUAGCGGUAAGAGUAUGCCGCAGUACGGCGGGUGACAAAGAGACAGAGUUCUACAAACAAUGUGGUAACUGUGAACAUCUGCUGAAGCUCUUCCAGUCUGAGAAGGCCAAAGGCUACAUGUAUUUGUGCUUCCCUCUCUGGGAGAAAAACCUUGAAGAACGUCUGCAGGAACGAGAAGACCAAAUGGAUUACAAAGAUGCUCUGCGGAUGAUCUUCCAGGCAGUGAGAGAGCUGCACUCCCUUGGAUUUGCUCACCAGGAUCUGCGUCCCAGCAACUUUUUCAUAGAUUUAGUUGGCAAAAUUUACUUGGCGGACUUCGAUAAUAAAAGAAAGUUGAUUGAAGGCAAAAAAGAACUUGUAAACUCAGAUUUAGAGGCCCUCAGCAGGCUCAUGCUGUAUGUUUUAACGGGGGGUAAGAAACCCCUUCAGCAAGUCAGUACCAAGGAUUUGGCUGCUGAUUCCCCAGAUUACGAGGAGGCUCUGGACCUUGUAAGUAGCCUGGGCUCUCAUGAUGAACGAGGCUUGGAAGGUUUGAGCAAACAUCCCUAUUUCUGGAGCAAACAGACCAGGUUCAACUUCCUGAAGGGUGUAUGGAAUAAAAUCAAAGAUCUCCACAAGCGAAAAGCUGUCUUUCAACCUCCUAAUGCUACUGUAGUUUUUCCUUACCCGUCGUGGACCCAGGAGAUUGACAGAGAAGUUUUGAAUAUCAUGAGAAAUCCUAAGAAAGGAGGAGCAUGCCAUUAUAGCAAUGAUGUCACCGACCUACUGAGGUUCAUGAGAAACCUGGAUGAACACCCAGAUACCAGGAUCAGCGAAAUAAUAGGAGACUAUGCCAAGUAUUUCUUGAAGAUUUUUCCAGCACUUACCAUUUAUGUCUACAACAGUUUACGCCAGAAUCCCAAGUGCAGUCACUUUGCAGACAUUCAGGACCCUUCUCUGUAG
This is a messenger RNA of Balearica regulorum gibbericeps (East African grey crowned-crane), 2106 nucleotides long. NCBI's taxonomy places the organism in Eukaryota, Metazoa, Chordata, Aves, Gruiformes, Gruidae. The record is from RefSeq and is a predicted model, not a curated record.